AUGGAGGUGUCCAGCACUUUUAUUGAAGAAACCCCCGUGGAGCAGCAGAAUGGAGGAUUCCAGAAGAACGCUGAAAUAAAAGAGGAACUUGAUGAUGAUUAUCUCUAUAAAACAGAGAUGAACGACUUCCCUGAGCAGAGUUUCCUCCCGUCAGUCCAGCACGUGGAUUCGGGACCUAAAUCCUUUUUCUGUUCCAUCUGCGGCAAGAGUUUCACUCAGCAGGGAACGCUGCAGAGACACAAGCGCAUUCACACCGGACUCAGGCCGUACCGGUGUUCGCAGUGCGGGCGGAGCUUCACCCAGCAGUCCUAUCUCCAGUCACACCAGCGCAUUCACACCGGAGAGAAACCCUACCGGUGUCUGCUCUGCGAGAAGAGCUUCAACCAGCCGAGUCACCUCAAGAUCCACCAGCGCAUUCACACCGGGCACAAACCGUACCAGUGCUCGGACUGCGGCAAGAGUUUCACUCAGUUCGCUCACCUUCAGCGGCACCGGCUGACCCACACCGGCGAGAAGCCCCAUCAGUGCUCGCUGUGUGGGCGGAGAUUCAGUCAGGUGAGCAAUCUGAACGUGCACCAGCGCACUCAUCAGGUCGGAAACCUGUACUACUGCUCAGACUGUGGAAGAAGCUUCUCUCAUCUGAGUACGUUCAAGAAGCACAAGUGCACCAACCAUCUGGCAACAGCUCAUGACGCCAGUGUGGAGAAUUAACCAACUCCUGGUCCCAGAUACUUUGUCUAUAUAUAUAUAUAUAUAUAUUCCUAUUUUAUUUAUACAUUUUCUCCCCAAUUUUAUCGUAGUCAGUCCGUCUUCCGCAGCUGGUGGAUCCCUGAUUGUAGUCGAGGUGGGUAUAUCGCUGCUCACGCCUCCUCCGACCCUCACACAGCCCUUAGUGGAACCCUUUUCCACCCAUUCACUCUGCACAGGUGCCUCUUUAUCUGCCAAUCAGGGUCCUUACACAGUGUUUGAAGACCUGGCCCACAUAGUCCGGUCAUCCCGCCCUAGCAAAACCGUGUCUGCUGCAGGCACUGACAAUCAUGCCCGCUAGAUGGCGCCCGGCCGACCGGUGGCAAUGCCGAGGAGUUCAGAAUCACCUGGGCGCCCUUAUUAAUAUUUUUAUACAGUGAUGUUUACUUCUCUGAAAUACAGUGUUAUUCUGGAAGACUUUCUUGAAGAACACAUGAGCUCGGGGCCUGGUUCCUCUCAACGUUCCUUGAUCUUGAGCUAACCGGGGUUUUCCUGCCACUGAUGGAAAAGUUGGUGCAGUUUCCUCACAUGUAUAUUUUGGAUAUAAACGGUGAGAGAGGGAGGAGAGACUGAGAGACGCUUAUAGUCCGGAUUUAGGAAGCUGAAAGAAGCUUUAAGGGGAAGAAGAUUUCCAUGUGAUGAUGAUGUGAAAGCAGCGGCGCAUCAACCAAACACAUUUUUAUGCUGACGGUAUUAAAAAGUUGCUACGACGCUGGAAAAAUGCACCGACACCAGUUAAAUAAAACAAGUUAAAUCAAAGCA
This is a messenger RNA of Trichomycterus rosablanca, 1509 nucleotides long. Its product is annotated as gastrula zinc finger protein XlCGF49.1-like. NCBI's taxonomy places the organism in Eukaryota, Metazoa, Chordata, Actinopteri, Siluriformes, Trichomycteridae. Bases 1 to 711 code for a protein of 236 amino acids. The record is from RefSeq and is a predicted model, not a curated record. The transcript is spliced from 2 exons.